Molecule: messenger RNA, 1352 nt
Organism: Scatophagus argus
Lineage: Eukaryota; Metazoa; Chordata; Actinopteri; Scatophagidae
Product: tropomyosin alpha-3 chain
Exons: 10
Coding region: 121-975 (284 amino acids)
Biological process (GO): muscle contraction; actin filament organization
Cellular component (GO): actin filament
Molecular function (GO): actin filament binding
Source: RefSeq, a predicted model, not a curated record
CUAUCAGAGUUGUGUUUCCACCAGUUUGCCAGGCUUUCAGGUCAUCUGUUCUGGACCCAUCUUUCUUCCCCUUUCUUUUCAUUGUACGUGACUGCAAAAGCCCAUUAAACCUCUGCCAAAAUGGAGGCCAUCAAAAAGAAAAUGCUUAUGCUGAAGUUGGACAAGGAAAAUGCACUAGACCAGGCUGAACAAGCUGAAGCAGACAAGAAAGCAGCUGAAGACAGAAGCAAACAGCAUGAAGAUGAACUACUGCAAAUGCAAAAGAAGCUGAAGGGGACAGAGGACGAGCUUGACAAAUACUCUGAGGCCCUGAAAGAUGCUCAGGAGAAGCUUGAGGUGGCUGAUAAGAAGGCUGCUGACGCUGAAGCAGAAGUGGCUUCCCUAAACAGACGUAUCCAGCUAGUGGAGGAGGAGUUGGACCGUGCUCAGGAGAGACUGGCAACGGCUCUGCAAAAGUUAGAGGAGGCAGAGAAGGCUGCUGAUGAGAGCGAGAGAGGUAUGAAGGUGAUUGAGAACAGGGCUCUAAAGGAUGAAGAGAAGAUGGAGCUUCAAGAGAUUCAACUGAAGGAGGCAAAACACAUUGCAGAGGAGGCUGACCGCAAAUACGAGGAGGUUGCCCGUAAGCUGGUGAUUGUAGAAGGGGAGCUGGAGCGUACAGAAGAGAGGGCAGAAUUGGCUGAGGCUAAAUGUGCGGAACUGGAGGAGGAACUUAAGAAUGUCACCAAUAACUUGAAGUCUCUGGAAGCCCAGGCUGAAAAGUACUCUCAAAAGGAGGACAAGUAUGAGGAAGAGAUCAAGAUCCUGACUGACAAGCUGAAAGAGGCUGAGACCCGAGCUGAGUUUGCUGAGAGAUCUGUUGCCAAGUUGGAGAAAACCAUUGAUGAUCUGGAAGAUGAGCUUUAUGCACAGAAACUCAAGUACAAAGCCAUCAGUGAGGAACUGGACCAUGCCCUCAAUGACAUGACCUCUAUCUAAACAUCCAGAAGAUCCACCAUCCUGUGAGGUUGUGGUUUCAAGACUCAGCCUUUUGCAGUCACACUCAGCCUUUUACCCCCUACCUAUACCCCCAUCCUCCACCCUCCUCAAUUCUUUCUCUAGCUUUCCUGAUUCUUCAACUGCUUAACUGUUGAAAUCUGUUUGUGCCUGUUGUACGUUUAAGCACUUUCUCAAUGUAUCUGCUGAUCUUGCUCUAUUUCAGUCAAUCCCUAGUCAUCUAAGAGUCAUUCACUAUGUUGUCUGAUUUCACUCUUCGCUGUACUUCUGUAUCAAUUCUUCAGUUGUUCUGUACCAGUGUUAAAAAAGGGAGGGGAGAAAUGGUUGAAUUAAUACAUUUGUGUCUAUCUGUCUGUUUA